AUGGGCAACCUGCCAUGCCCCCACCGGCACGGCCGCGUCAGCGGCCAUGACGGGGCUAGUGGCAGUGGGGCAAGGCCUGCAAGGCGCAUUAGCAUCGCAGAAGUGGAGCAGAACGGAUGGCUCAUCAUUUUCGGCAAGGUCUACGAUGUGAAGGACUACAUGGCGAAGCACCCGGGGGGUCAAGAUAUUCUGCUUGGUGUUUUGGGCCGCGAUGCCACGGUGGAGUUUGAGACGAUGCGCCACUCCCAGAUCGCCCUGAAACAGUUGGAGCAGCUUCUCCUGGGCAGCUACGACACAGCCACCGACAGCAACCAGGACACGACCCAGCACGAAGGACUCAGGAAGUUGGGGCUCACUGGUGGCCGCGACGGCAGCGUGGCCGCCGAGUCGCUCUGGGAUGUGCGCUGCCGAGGCUUUCUGCCAGCAGCCGAUCCAGUGAAGGAGCUGCCGGCGCGCUGGGCCAAACUGGCACAGCUGACGGACUUCAUCCCGAGCUUUGGCGUGCAGGGGCGCUUCCGCGAAUUGGCCGCCGUGGAGUUGGAGAAGACCAUGCCAAAGACAUGGGAGGAGAACCGGCGAGCCAUUAGGGAUUUGUCGGAAGGUCAGCUCGAAUCCCUUCAUAGCAUGUUGGGGUACGUUUGCCUGGCCUACCUCCAUUCCCCUCCAGAGAUUUACGAGCAGGAUGCCGAACCUGUGAACAUCAUGAGCAGUUGUCAGCCCUUAGACACGCUGCCUCCCUGGCUGUCGCGGCCCUGGCUUUGCGUCAGCGAAAAGCUGGAGCGCCGACCCAUGCUGGACUAUGCGGGCUGCGUCUUGAACAACUGGGAGCGCAUCGACCCGCGGCGCCCGCUGGUGCCCUCGAACCUGCGACUGCUGCGACGCUUCACCGGCCUCGUGGAUGAGGAGUGGUUCUUCAAGACGCACAUCGUGAUUGAGGCGGAAGGGAGCCACGUGGUCAGCAGUUUGGAGGCCAUCAGUUCUGCCGUGCAGAACAGCGAUGAACGCAUCCUGCUGGAGGAACUGCGCUCGCUGGAGCAAAACCUAUGGAGGCUAUCCUCAGUAUGUUUGCCCAUCAUGUUCGCCCGCAGCCCGCGCGAUCACACGCUGCUCUGCGAACCCUUCCUGUUUUUCUUCCGCCUGCGGAACUACAUCAAGUCGCUAGAUGUCAAGAUGGAGAAAUCGUCCGAAGGAUCCGAUGUGGAAGAAUUCCACUUGCAUGGCCCCUCAGGUGCCAUGAGUUCAAUCCUACCCGCGGUGGAUGCCUUGCUGGGCAUCCGCAACACCUCGGUGGAACUGCGGGAGGCCGUGACGACCUUCGAGGACUAUGUUCCAAAAGCACACAGACUUUUCCUGGAACGGCUCCGAAAUGCGCCGCAAAACGUGAAGAGCUUCAUCGAGGAGAAGAAGGAACACAUCGAUGAGAGUACAUGGUUCGCCCUAGCAGCAGCCUUCAAUUCGUGCAUAAGUCGCGUCUUAGACUUCCGUUGGAGGCACUGGAGUUUCGUGGAGCAGUUCAUCGUCCGGCCAUCCUCGUCGACGGUCUCCGCCUCCAGCGUCAGCGUUUGCCCCGUGGCGGGCCGCAGCAGCACUGCGGCGGCUCCGCCGCCGGUGGGCACAGGAGGGACCACUUUCGACUAUCUGCAGCAGCACAUCACUGAUUCGCAGAUGGCUCGUAUUCCACUGGGCGUGACGGAUACGCUGCUGAGGUCCCCUGAGGUGGCCAAGAAGCUCCGCCCCGCCGUGGACGUCGAACUGGAACCGCUGGAUGGCCCGAGCCAUGGCUUCUGGGACCCCACCGGGCCCAACGGCUUCGUAUCGCACCGCAGCGCAUGCCUUGCUCAGUGGGGCAACAGGUUCCUCAAGGCCCCCUCCCCUGCAUGUAGGGCUUUGGUUCAUUUGGCGGGCAUCAUCCCCAAUGUGUGCUACACCUACCCUGGCUUAGAGCACAUGGAGGAGAGCUCCAGUUACGUCCAUCCCUUCAUCUCCAAAUGCGAGAGUUUCCGCGAAGUGCUGACUGGACUUCAGGUGGACGCAAUGGCGGUUCAGGAUCAGGAACACGCCUGGCUUCUCCUGACCUUCGUUUGCUGCGCCUAUCGCAGCGCUGUGUCCCACGUCCGCCACGGCACGCGCCAUGGGACUGACGCGCGGUGUUCCGCGGAGCCACGCCGCGCUUCGGCCCUGCGGAAGUUGCCCCCGUGGCUUUCCGCGUUGAUCCUCCACUUCGAAGAGCUGCUGGGCCGUGAGUGGCAUGGCUCGCCGGAGUAUAGCGAGCUCGUCCUCAACAACUGGGCCAGUUCUCAAGAGUCUCCGCAUGACUUCAUCAUUUCGCGCGAGACGAUUCAUCAAGUGCAACCCAUUGCACGCUUCAUCGCCACUCCUGAUGAGGAGUGGUAUCGAAAGCUGCACCUGGUCCUGGAAGCGGAGGGCGGCCGCGCCAUAAGCGCGGCGCACAAGACCAUUCAGCCGGCCAUCGCCAUGCGAGACACCGGGGCGGUCAUCGCAGCCUUGACUCAACUGGCCCAGGACGUGGCGUCCUUGUCGAAUUUUCAGAUGCAGCAGUUCGAUCAGAAGGACAGUCGUGGAGAAGCUGUGAUGAUGCAACGUUUGAGGGCCUUCGUGGCGGAAGAUCUCUCCGAGGAGGACUAUGCGGUUUGGGUCUAUGCCGAAGGUUCCUCACCGCUGCUUCCCGCGCUGCACGCCAUCUUGGGGCUGAGAAAGCUCGACGGCAUCGCAGGGCCAUUGCAAGAACAUUGGCAGAUGCAGGGUCGGCGCUGCAUGGCCACGAAGCAUCGUGACUUUCUGGACAAGCUUGAGAUGGGCGUCUCAGUUCGAGCCUACUGCCUGUGUGAAUGGCGGAAGGCAUCCGUGGAAGGCAUCGCUGCGUUGGAGGAUGCCUUCAACAAUUGCAUCGAAGCCUUGUUGAGGUACUGUUCCCUGCGGCAACGCCUGGUGAGUCGCAUGUUCCCGGACGUCUCAAAGAUUCGGCUGAUGAAUGCGGAGCAGGAGCAGGUCAUUCGCACCGGACGUGCCGUGGCAGCGGUUUGGACCGCGGUGUUUUUUGGUGGAGAUAGGCUUGGCGCUACUGCAGAUGCGCCGAGUGGCGGACUCGCAUCGCAUGCUUCUGAGCCGUCAGCACUGAAUCGGUGUGCACGAGCACGAUCCAGCGGGGGAGAAGUCGUCGUUGACCCAUCCUUUGAAGAGCUUGCAUCCUUCUUCGUGCAGUUUGACCCUGAAAAAUCUGGGCGCAUUACCAAGAAGGCGUUCCUUCACAUCAUGACCUCUUUGGGAGAUAGGUUUGAAGCAGAGGAGGUGACAGCCAUGAUGGCGGACUUGAAAAGUGACGAGGCCGUUGGGGUUGGACAUGGUGAGUUACAAGGACUUCAUCACUUGGGCUCUGGAGCGCUAGGUUCGGUCCGCUUUGCCGAUGGUUUCACCUAUCUGCGCCGGAAAAUGCAUGGCUGGGGGCGGUGGACUGAAGGAAGCGAGAGAGGGCUUUUCACUUCUCGAGCCGUCGAGGCGGGCGAGGUGCUGAUGGUGGCGCAGCCCAUCGCCUUCGCCGCGCAGAACGGGCCGCUGCUGGUGGCGGAGCUGCGGCGAAAGUGUGCCGUGUCUCAGCGCGCCCGACGGCGCUUGGAAUGUUUGGCGGACGGCGGGGCGCGAGGAUCCACCAUGUCACCUGAGGAAGUGACUCAGGAGCUUUUCAUUCGCGCAGACGAGCCCCCGGGUGAACCAACCGUGGAGGCGUCGCCUGAAGGGGACCUGCGGCUUCAAGACAUUUUGAAUCACAAUGUGGCUGGACUUGGUGGGAGAGCGGCGAAAGGAGCAGUCCAACAUGCUUUGCACAAGAAGCUCGCUGGUGAAAAUUGCAUAUGA
Messenger RNA from Cladocopium goreaui, 3873 nucleotides. The record is from the annotation of a GenBank genome assembly. NCBI's taxonomy places the organism in Eukaryota, Dinophyceae, Suessiales, Symbiodiniaceae.